This is a messenger RNA of Trametes versicolor FP-101664 SS1, 747 nucleotides long. Its product is annotated as nucleoside diphosphate kinase. The transcript is spliced from 5 exons. Bases 6 to 461 code for a protein of 151 amino acids. Gene Ontology annotation, molecular function: nucleoside diphosphate kinase activity. The record is from RefSeq and is a predicted model, not a curated record. NCBI's taxonomy places the organism in Eukaryota, Fungi, Basidiomycota, Agaricomycetes, Polyporales, Polyporaceae. Gene Ontology annotation, biological process: CTP biosynthetic process; UTP biosynthetic process; GTP biosynthetic process.
UCGCCAUGUCUGUCUCCGAGCGCACCUACAUCAUGGUCAAGCCCGACGGCGUCCAGCGCGGAAUCGUCGGCAACAUCAUCAGCCGCUUCGAGGCCCGUGGCUUCAAGCUUGUUGCGCUCAAGCUUGUCCACGCCACCCCCGAGCACCUCGAGAAGCACUACGAGGACCUCAAGGGCAAGGGCUUCUUCCCCGGCUUGAUCAAGUACAUGGCUUCCGGCCCCGUCGUCGCGAUGGUCUGGGAGGGUCUUGACGCCGUUAAGACCGGCCGUGUCAUGCUCGGCGCGACCAACCCCCUCGCGUCCGCCCCCGGCACCAUCCGUGGUGACUUCGCGCUCGCUGUCGGCCGCAACAUCUGCCACGGCUCGGACUCCGUCGAGAACGCCGAGAAGGAGAUCAAGCUCUGGUUCCCCGAGGGCACCGUUCAGUACGUGAACGACCAGGCCAAGUGGAUCUUCGAGUAGAUGCGUCCGUCAGGGAAGAAGUCGAGCACAACAUUUGUAUAAAACCUGGCUCAGCAUGUAGUCUAGAAGCUCAACUGCAAGCCCAUGACCUCACGUCCUAUUCUGGAGCAACGUGCCGUAACGAUCGUGCACCGUCCUGCAGGCUGCCCUUCUGUAUAAAAAGAAGCAUCGAACGUGCCAGCCGCAAGGUUCACGCCGACUAUCAAUAUCCAUCAUCAUCCGUUAUAUCAACGUGAGGAGAUGUUCCAGCUCGGCCGCCGUUAGAAUCAAACGUACCAGCAAGGCG